CUAAACAAACACCUUACCCACAACCGGCCUCCAUAGCUCGCACUUCAACAUGGAGAUGAACUACGAUGAACAGGAGCUCUCCGCCAUUGAGCGAGAGCUCAACGUCGAAAUUCUGCCUGGCACGGAGGUGAUGGCGGAUGUUGGAACGCACCAUUUCGUCAAGAGCACAGGCAAGAACCAUCGAGUCUUGGUUCCGCAGCCGUCAGAGGACCCCCAUGAUCCCCUCAACUGGUCGACAGCAUGGAAAAUCUCCACCAUUGUGGCGUCGAGUAUGGUCAGCUUUACUCAAGGGUUCGGUCCACUCUCUCUGGCACCCAUGUUUGGCGACUACAUCGAGGCGUUCCAUUGCUCUCUGGCAGAUGCAGUGCAGUUCACCGGUGUCGCUAUUCUUGUUCUUGGUUUCAGUAAUUUCAUUUGGGUCCCACUCAGCUCUACAUUCGGCCGUCGGCCCGUGUACAUUUUCUCCCAGUUGAUUUGCCUGGGUUCUGCCAUCUGGCGUGCCAGAGCUCAGACUUAUGGCUCUUUUAUGGGCGCUUGCGUUCUGAAUGGGAUCGGAGCUGGUCCUGCCGAGACCAUCCAGCCCGCUGUCAUUGCUGAUAUUUUCUUCCUCCACGAUCGUGGAAAGUGGAACACGCUCUACUGGGUUGUCUACAUGGGAUCUCUCAUGGUUGCGCCCAUAAUCUCGGGGUCGAUGGCGGAAAACGUGGGGUGGAGAAGUUUUUGGUGGUUCUACACCGCCCUGGUCGCCCUGUCGCUGAUCAUGGUCAUUUUCAUGUUCCCCGAGACGAAAUGGCACCGACAGCACCCGAAGGAGGUGAUCAGACACGCCAUUGCAGCCCAAGAAGCCAAACCCGAAGGCGCCGAGAAACAGUCGGAUGCUGUCCUUGAACAAGUGCCCACGGACAACGAACUGGCCCCUGUCGAAACCGCGGAGCGCGACCCUUGGCUCGGCCGUGGGAAACCAAGCAAAGCGCAAUGGGGCCUCUACACUCCCAACCCGGACCCGGUCAGGGCUAUCAUCCUCGACCUUUGGGUUCCGUGGAAGCUUUUCGCCUUCCCCAUUGUCGAACUGGCCGCCUUUAUCGUCAGCUGGAGCUGUUCGUCGUUCUUGACUCUCAACCUGACACAGACCCAAGCCUUCGCCGCGCCACCCUACAACUUCACCACCGAGCAAAUCGGCUUCACCAACUUCGCCAUUCUUGUGGGUGCCAUGAUUGGUUUGUUUACGGCCGGUCCGCUCUCCGAUUUGGUUGCCGCUCGCGCGACGGCGAGGAACAGGGGAAUCCGUGAGCCCGAAAUGCGUCUGCUCGCCCUGAUCCCGUACGUCAUCAUCAUGUACUUCGGAAACAUCAUUGUCAGCGUCGGCUAUGAGAACCAAUGGCCGUGGCAAGCCAUUGUCAUAAUCGGGUACACCUGCGCCGGUAUUCAGGUUGCUGCCAUUCCGGGCAUCGCCUCGACCUACGCUGUCGACAGCUACAAGCCCGUUGCGGGCAGCCUGUUUGUCGCCAUCACCGUCAACAAGAAUGUCUGGGGCUAUGGUUUCAGCAAGUUUAUCACGAACUGGAUCAUUGACGACGGCUAUAUCCCGCCAAUCAUGACCAAUGCAUCGUUGAUUCUGCUGUGGUGCUUGUGUGCCAUUAUAUUCUACUUCUACGGGAAGACCUUCCGACGAUGGACAAAGAACAGCAGUGUGCAUUCGAUGUAAGAAACCUUCGAGGACUAGGACAUUAUAAUGAGAGACUCUCGGGAUACACUGCUCUUGAUAUAGCAGCAGCUCUGGGAAAGAUCUCCCCGCUCUAGUAGUU
Molecule: messenger RNA, 1805 nt
Organism: Cladophialophora immunda
Lineage: Eukaryota; Fungi; Ascomycota; Eurotiomycetes; Chaetothyriales; Herpotrichiellaceae
Exons: 5
Coding region: 50-1705 (551 amino acids)
Biological process (GO): transmembrane transport
Molecular function (GO): transmembrane transporter activity
Source: RefSeq, a predicted model, not a curated record